Molecule: messenger RNA, 2968 nt
Organism: Neohortaea acidophila
Lineage: Eukaryota; Fungi; Ascomycota; Dothideomycetes; Mycosphaerellales; Teratosphaeriaceae
Exons: 2
Coding region: 1-2697 (898 amino acids)
Biological process (GO): positive regulation of transcription by RNA polymerase II
Cellular component (GO): nucleus
Molecular function (GO): DNA-binding transcription factor activity, RNA polymerase II-specific; zinc ion binding; transcription cis-regulatory region binding
Source: RefSeq, a predicted model, not a curated record
AUGGAAAACCUUGAGCCGCGUUGGCCUCGUCGCAGAGUGGUUCUUGGUUCUUCUCUCCGAUAUCCUCACCAACGACCACCAUCCUCUGCUGCAGCACACCCCCUGUCCUCUGCGCAAUUGUGCCAACUUGAGUCCCACGCCACCAACCUCCGCGCCACACUCGUCGCCCUCGUCAGACCACCCACCCCGAAACAAAUCCCGCACGACUUCUCCACAACGUCCGUCGGAGGCGACCGUGCCUGCCGACAUUCGUUGAAGCUGGCCACAAACUACUCCCUCCCGUCGGCAUAUCUGCACCCCGACGUCGACCCCAUUCGCGCCACCACUUACCCAAGCCCCACCAUCACCCCCACCUCCUCCCGCUUCACUCCGCCCGACGACUACUUCCACGACACCACCCCCACCUCCCGCAAACCCCACGAUCGCGCGUCCGACAAGAAGCUUGCAGUCCGAGCAAAGCCGACGGCAGACCAGCGCAAAAACCAUGUCAUGACAAAACCCAAUGCCGACAAGGAUGGCGAGGGCACGCAGAAAGCAAAGCGUGUCCGGACCGGAUGCCUCACCUGCCGCGAGCGGCAUUUGAAGUGCGACGAGGGUCUACCGAACUGCAAUAAUUGCCUCAAGAGUAAUCGGGUGUGCAAAAGAGGGCUGAAGCUCAACUUCAUCGACACCUGGGCCGAGGAGCCGCCCGUGGUGAAAACCACGUAUGGAACGCAGAGCUGGAAGGUGGAAUUCUUGGAUGAAUCCCGCGAGAUCGCCAACGAGUAUGAGGGCGGCUUGCAGAAAUACCGCCCGCUGGAACAGGAGAUGGAAGGCAUCAUGAUCUCCGAUCCCGUCCCGCAAUUCGAUUACACCGCCAAUGUUUCUUCGGCGCCAAACAUGGCUCACCAAGCACUACAAACCACCAUGCCAGAAGUCUACCCAGAUCCAACCCAGCAACCAGACAUGAACUCCAUGUUUGCUGCUCCGUUCAAGCCCGAGACCAACGGCCAUCAGCAGCCGCCUCCGCGCUCCCACUCGGUUCCGAAUACGAAUGCAAAUUACAGCGUCACUUCCAGUCAUAGUAGCCUGGCCCCAGGCUCGGUGGGGAGCUACGAAGGUCAUAUGGAUCUGGUGGAAAGCCCCAGCGAGCGCAAGGAAUACCUCGACAACGCCAACGAGACUCUCUUCAUGCAGGUCUUUGUGGAAGAAGUCGGCCUGUGGAUGGACAGCAUGGAUCCGCAUAAGCAUUUCUCCCGCUUACUGCCCUUCCAUGCUUUGUCAGAGCCCAUGUUGCUGAACGCUUUCCUCGCCUGCGGCGCCCGACAUCUUGCUUUAGUGAACCCCGUCUACAAGGACGAGACGGCGUUACAUUACUACGACACCGCGACCAGCUUCCUCCUCAAAAGCCUCCAAAACCCAAACCGAGACACGGUGAUUUGCGCCACCACCGCCGUCAUCCUCAACGUCUACGAAAUCAUGUCGGAACGCGCACUCCAGCGGAUGAAUCACAUUGCCGGCGCACGAGCGCUGAUCAAGGAAUGCGGCUGGAACGCGCGGACACGAGGAGUUGGCGCUGCAUGCUUCUGGCUGAACGUCGGUCUCGAAGUCAUGAGCUGUCUACACUUCAACUGGCAAGUCGCGUGGAACCCCGAUGAGUGGGGUGUCGACAUGGACUUCAGCCGGGAACUGGAAAACGGACGAGAGGAGAUCUGGACGCACAGAAUGCUCUACAUCAUCGGCAAAGUGGCCAACUUCCGCGCAACCAUCCCCAGCAACUCCGACCCUCACACACACGUCGAGGAAGCACGCAUGCAGCAACGCCUGGACGAGUGGACGAAGCUCAAAGACAUGGCGGACCGCUGGAACUCGGGCAUUCCGCGCACCAUGCACCCCAUGGCCUACCUCUACCCCUACCAAACCACCUCCAAAUCCGCCUUCCCGGAAGUCUGGCUCGUCAAGCGCAGCACCAUUGUCGCCCGCCUCUUCUACCACACCGCCCAACUCCUCCUCGCCCAGAUCCACCCGUACAUCGGCCCGGAAAACGAAGACCUGCACAAGAUGCGCGUCAUGCACUCCCAGCAGAUCUGCGGCAUCGCGGCACACGUCAAAGACCGCGGCGUGGCGUCCGUCGCCAUCCGCUCUCUCGCGCACGCCGCGGAAGUGCUCACGCUGCGCCACGAGCAAGAAGAAGUCCUCCGCAUCUUCGCCAAAAUUAACAAAGAGACAGGCUGGAAAGUCGGGUACGUCUACGGCGAGCUGAAGGAGAAGUGGGGCUGGAACGAAGGGCCGUCAGCAGACCAGUUCGCGCAAACGCACACGGCCGCCAUCCGCCAACGCGAAGCGCAGGAACUGCAGCAGCGCUACCAACAGCAGCAACAGCGCCAGCAAAGCAUCUCCUCCAUGCAGCGGCACUCCUUCGACUUCGACCGCGCGCGCAUGCCCUCCAUCUCCGCCUCCGCAACCACUACCUCGCCGCCCCCUCUUCCCCCGCCUGUCGCGCCUUUGUCUGCUUCCGGCAGCGCGAACGGUGCCGCUGCUGGUGCUGGCGCCGCGGCUGCCGCGGCUAUGAGAAAGAUGCCGCAGGGCAUUCCCAACCCGAUGUACGCCAAGGCGGAUUUCAGCUUGCCGCAGCAUCCGUAUCAGAAUUUCUACGUGGCGCCGAAUCACGUUAGUGAGGCGUGGAGUCAUGGGGGGCCGCUGUACUACAGUUUUUGAGGCCUGUUCGGGAAGCUUGUUCUUGGGGUUUCGCAUGCACAUGAGCGGAAUGGAUGGUUAUGAGCCUUGUUUGCUGUUUUGUGAGCGCGGGGUUCGUUACGGGUUUAGUAAUGGCUUCUCUCUGUCGAGGCCGAUAUUCAGGAGGCAGCUUGUGCUCUAUUGGCGGAUUUCCUUCCACGCGCUCCGGAGGUUUAGCGGUAAAUGAACGACACGGGGACAUGGUGUUUCUAUAAUGGAAUGGGACAAGAUAGCGCUUGAUGCAAUGCCCUUG